This is a messenger RNA of Colletotrichum acutatum, 831 nucleotides long. RefSeq names its product endoribonuclease L-PSP. NCBI's taxonomy places the organism in Eukaryota, Fungi, Ascomycota, Sordariomycetes, Glomerellales, Glomerellaceae. The record is from RefSeq and is a predicted model, not a curated record. Gene Ontology annotation, molecular function: deaminase activity. Bases 130 to 621 code for a protein of 163 amino acids. Gene Ontology annotation, cellular component: cytosol; mitochondrion. The transcript is spliced from 4 exons.
CCCUCAAUUCGCCGCAGUCCGCCCUACCUUACCUGUGUACUCCGUAGUGCUACGUCUCUGCUUUGCUCCAAUUGCCCAAUUGCUCAUAACCCCGCGAUAGAUAGUCUCUCAUCCUUUUCCUUUUCCCAAAUGUCCUCACUCCUCAGAUCCGUCACAAGACUAUCAUCCCGCGCCGCCGUUCGCUCAACACCACGUCUCGUAAACAAAUUCCAUAUCCAGCCCUUUAGCGUCAACACAGCAAAGAUGUCUGAGCAAUCCAUCGUCUUCACCAAGAACGCCCCGGCCGCUCUUGGCCCCUACUCCCAGGCCAUCAAGACCCCCACCGCCAUCUACUGCUCCGGCCAGAUCCCCCUCACCCCCGAGGGCACCUUCGUCGAGGGCUCCAUCGCCGACAAGACCAAGCAGUGCAUCUCCAACCUCAAGGCCGUCCUCGUCGAGGCCGGCUCCUCCAUCGAGAAGGUCGUCAAGGUCAACAUCUUCCUCGCUGACAUGGGCGAGUUUGCCGAGAUGAACGGCGAGUACGAGAAGUGGUUCACCCACAAGCCCGCUCGCAGCUGCGUCGCCGUCAAGACUCUGCCCAAGAACGUUGACGUUGAGAUUGAGUGCAUUGCCCUCCCCUAAAAGCUAGGUGUAUCUCCUGCUAGAGAGCUCGACCCGUGAAGGAAGUGAGCAGUCACUAUAGAUCUCGACAAAUUAAAAAACAAGUGAAACGUACAUCUUAGACGUUUUCACAUUCAAGUGACCGUCCAAUGUAACCAAUGGAGUUGAUAAGAGGACUAGACUUGUAGAUUUGCUAAUGUGAUUGUUUGAAAUAUGGUUCUGUAGGUAAUU